Penicillium malachiteum is the source of this 849-nucleotide messenger RNA. RefSeq lists its product as uncharacterized. The coding region runs from base 1 to 849 and encodes 282 amino acids. The transcript is spliced from 3 exons. The record is from RefSeq and is a predicted model, not a curated record. Lineage: Eukaryota; Fungi; Ascomycota; Eurotiomycetes; Eurotiales; Aspergillaceae.
AUGUCUUACAUCGAUCAAAUCACAAAACAUCUCCCAUCUCUAUCAAAAGUACCUAUUCGUCUGCCACACAGCCAGCAAGAGCGCUUAGCUGUCGUACUAGGUACAACCGCCGUUGUCGGUACCUCACUCGUGCUCCCAGCUCUUUACCGCGACUAUGAAAUCUUUAUAUCAUAUGGACCAGGCGGCCCUCCGAGCAAUUUACUCGGCUGGGUCGUCGUGCGCACACUAUUUCAGCCAUUUAUGAGCGAAAUGCUUGACACUGAGGUUUACACUCAGCGGGUUGAUGCGCUUGAGGGACAUGGCGCUGGUGGGGAAGGGUACUUGAAUCUUACGCCAGAGCAAGCGAGGCCGAUCGCAGAUCGACCGAUAGUGGGACCGCAUGUUGCACCUCAGAGACAAUUAACACAAUUACCAGAGGACGAAAUUCGAGAUAAACUUGAUGCAGCAUUCAAGGCCUUCGGGUUUCGAAAUCACCAUCUAGUCAAAUGGUCACGCUCACUUCAAGAGGCACAUGCCGAUGCCCUCUUCCUCGCUGAUCACAUAGCCGCCUUUGGAAUUGCAAAGCAUACAAAUGGUGAAUUGGCACACAUACACAACGGUGGCGACCACUCAGCGCAUUUCUGUUUAUCACCUGCGGAUUGCAAGAAAGUCAUCGAGGCAGGCUGGGGUCAACGACACGGCUUUUCAGGUACAUCAGCCAUAACGUGGUUAAGUCUCGGAACGAGACCGGAUGUCCCGGUCGAAUACCUGCUCAUCUAUGCACCGCGGAAUGAUGCGGAAAUUGAUACUUUCAUGCAAAUCUUAGCGGCGAGUAUCAAAUUCACAACGGGACGAGAGGAUGUGCGGUAA